AUGUCAGCGGAGAUGUCUUGGAUUGUACAAGGCGGGACAAAUAUAAGGAACCAAGAAUUUAAGAAAAUGGGAAAGUCUACAGCCUCUGCAUUACAUUUUGACAGUCUGGUUAAAGAGAUCGGCGGCUUUGGACGUUUCCAGCUCAUAACAUGCAGCCUUUGGGUCCUAUUCUUUGGUUUAGCAGGGUGGCAAUAUUACAUAACGGUGUAUCUGAUUACAGAAAUGGACCAUUGGUGUCAAAUACCAGCAUUUACACAUUUCAAUGUAUCUACACUGAAACAUUUUGCAAUUCCAAUGGAGAAAAAUAGAUUUGGAAAUGAGAUAUUCAGUAAAUGUCAUAUGUAUGAUUACAACUACACAGAUUUGGGAAAUAAUAGGACGUUUGUCAGAGUGGAGAAUAUGACAACUGUCCCCUGUAAAACAUGGUCUUAUGACACAUCUGUGUUUAAAUCGUCACUUAUUAGCCAGUUUGAUUUAGUUUGUGAACGACGAUGGAUGUUUACCUUGGUUGGAACGUUGUUUUUGGCUGGGAAUAUGAUUGGCUCAUUUGCCUCCGGGUUUCUGGCUGACAGAUUUGGUCGGAAACCCGUAGCAGCUGUUCUGGUUCUUAUAUUAUCUAUGUCAGUUAUCGCAGGAGCUGUUGUGCACAACUUUCCAGCAUUUCUAGUGUUUAGAUUCUUAGUUGGAGCUACUAUCAACGGCGCCUAUCAAACACUAUGGAGUUAUAUAUUGGAAACAAUGCCAAUUGAAAAGAGAUCUCUGGCAAUCUUUAUCACAAUGGCUGGUCGUGUUUUUAAGGGUAUAACCUUCGUUUUAGCAGCGUUCUUCAUAAGAAACCACGUUCAUCUACAAAUAACAAGUGGCGUUGUCAUACUUGUUCCCUUUAUUAGUAUACUACUCCUCCCUGAAUCCCCAAGAUGGCUAAUUGUGAAAGGUCGUCUCCAGGAGGCGGAACUUGUCUGCAAACGUAUAGCAAAAAUAAAUAAUACUAAACUGAGUCCAACGUUUAGUUUAGAAAAGGUUACAAUGGACGAUCAAGAGGUCAACAGUUCUUCUAAGAUGCCGACUGUUUUGGAUUUAUUUCGUACUCCAAGGCUCAGAAAACAUUCCAUUAUUACUUGGCUGGCAUGGGGAGCAUUGGUGUUUAGUGCUUACGGUAUGCAGCUCAACAUUGGAAAAAUAAUUCCCGGGGAUUUUUAUUUGAAC
Messenger RNA from Owenia fusiformis, 1206 nucleotides. The record is from the annotation of a GenBank genome assembly. NCBI's taxonomy places the organism in Eukaryota, Metazoa, Annelida, Polychaeta, Sabellida, Oweniidae.